AUGGACGCCGUCACAUCUCCCGUAGUCCAGACGGCGAGCUCCGACGACCAUAGAAAUCGAAAUGCGCACGCAGACGGGGAGGAGGUGACAAGCAACCACAGCAUCAGAACUCUGUCGCCAGCAAAACCAGCACUGCCACUAUUAUUGUCGAGUGACGCCGAAAAACGAGCCAAUGCAUCUGCGAACACGGCCGAUGACCAGGACGGCGGCAUCCCCGUCGAGAUCGAAGGAGAUGAGGCAAACGCGACUGCCUCCUCCGACGACACGUUCCCCGAAGGCGGACUGGAAGCAUGGCUGGUGAUCCUGGGGGCGUUUCUCGGGCUAUUCGCGUCAUUCGGGUUCAUGGUAUCGGUGGGCACGGUGCAAGAAUAUCUGCAAACGCACCAACUGUCCCAGUACAGCUCGCGCGACGUGGGCUGGAUCCCGAGCGUCUUCGUCUACCUCGCGCUCGGGCUGGGGAUCUGGGUGGGACCGCUGUUCGACCGCUACGGGCCGCGCUGGAUAUCUCUGGUCGGCAGCGUCUGCUAUGUGGUCAUGGUGUUCCUGCUGGCCGAGUGCAAACUGUACUGGCAGUUCCUGCUGUGCCUUGGGAUCCUGGGCGGGACGGCGGGCGCGACGCUGACCACGACCGCAUUGGCCGUCGUGAGCCAUUGGUUCAAGCGGCGACGGGGCCUGGCGCACGGCAUCGCCAUGACCGGGUCCAGUGUCGGCGGCGUCACGUUCCCGUUGAUCCUGAGACGAGCGUUGCCGUUGUACGGAUACGCGUGGUCGAUUCGUAUUGUCGGCUUCGUCAUCGUGGCCUGUCUGGUCCUCUGCAACAUCUUGACCAAACCCAGGCUGCGGCCGUCGCCGGAAGCGAAGCAGCAAAAGGUCCUCUCGCUCGGCCUGUUUGGUGAUCUCAAAUUCACUUUCCUGACCAUCAGCGUCUUCGGGUUUGAGAUCGUGCUGUUCGGUGCCCUGGGCAUUCUUCCUACCUAUGCCACUUACAGCGGCAACUAUCCUGCCGAUACGGGCUUCUAUCUCAUAGCCGUGCUGAAUGGCGUGUCUUGUGUCGGACGUAUUCUGCCGGGAUUCUUGUCCGAUUUUAUUGGUCGCUUCAAUACCUUGCUCAUCAUGAUCGUCUUCACUUUGGUCAUGAUGUUGGUUCUAUGGUUGCCCUUCGGGACUACGAGUCUGGCUGUCCUCUAUGCGUUCAGUGCGUUGUUUGGAUUCGGUACGGGCGCGUGGAUGGCCUUGACGCCGGCCUGUAUUGGUCAACUGUGCGAAGCUGCCGAGUUCGGAAGAUACUAUGGCACACUGUACUUUAUCGGCUCGCUCGCCACGUUGGUCUGCGUGCCAAUCAGUGGUGAGUUGGUCGAGUCUGUCGGGCCUCAGAUCAUGGUUGGCUUCAUGUGUGCCAUUUUGGGCUUGGCCAUGAUGACUUUCAGCUUGAGCCGUUGGGCUUGUCUUGGGUGGAAAUGGGAGUGGAAAGCAAAGGUCUGA
Capronia coronata CBS 617.96 is the source of this 1482-nucleotide messenger RNA. RefSeq lists its product as uncharacterized. Bases 1 to 1482 code for a protein of 493 amino acids. Gene Ontology annotation, cellular component: fungal-type vacuole membrane. Lineage: Eukaryota; Fungi; Ascomycota; Eurotiomycetes; Chaetothyriales; Herpotrichiellaceae. The record is from RefSeq and is a predicted model, not a curated record. Gene Ontology annotation, biological process: transmembrane transport. The transcript has a single exon. Gene Ontology annotation, molecular function: transmembrane transporter activity.